Molecule: messenger RNA, 1774 nt
Organism: Solanum stenotomum
Lineage: Eukaryota; Viridiplantae; Streptophyta; Magnoliopsida; Solanales; Solanaceae
Exons: 5
Coding region: 99-1280 (393 amino acids)
Cellular component (GO): mitochondrial outer membrane
Molecular function (GO): ATP binding; ATP hydrolysis activity
Source: RefSeq, a predicted model, not a curated record
AAGACGAGUCUCUCUGUUAUAUAGUGUAAAAAAUUGACACCCAAAACGCCUUUCUUCAUCCAAACUGAAAAAGAAAUCUUCUGAGGAAAUCUUGUAGGAUGAAAAGUGGUUCAUCAGAGACCAAGUUGUUACAAGAAUUGAUUCUUUAUGCCGCAAGCGCAGCUCUUAGUUGUCUCGUCUUGUUUGUGGGGCUCCGGCAGCUUGACCCGAAUCGAGAGGCAUCCAAGAAGGCUCUUGAACACAAGAAGGAAAUUGCGAAGCGAUUGGGUCGACCCCUCAUUCAAACCAAUCCCUAUGAGGAUGUGAUAGCCUGUGAUGUAGUGAACCCUGAUCAUAUAGAUGUGGAAUUUAAUUCCAUUGGUGGGUUAGAAUCCAUUAAGCAAGCAUUAUGUGAAUUAGUAAUUCUUCCCAUGCGAAGACCUGAGCUAUUUUCUCAUGGAAAGUUACUCGGCCCGCAAAAAGGAGUCUUGCUUUAUGGACCACCUGGGACUGGAAAGACCAUGCUUGCCAAAGCAAUUGCUAAAGAGUCGGGUGCUGUUUUUAUUAAUGUGAGAAUAUCAAAUUUGAUGAGCAAAUGGUUCGGUGAUGCACAAAAAUUAGUUGCUGCCGUAUUUAGUUUGGCACAUAAACUCCAGCCAGCAAUUAUAUUUAUUGACGAAGUUGAUAGCUUUUUGGGUCAGCGCAAGGCCACCGAUCAUGAAGCAUUAACAAACAUGAAAACUGAAUUCAUGGCUUUAUGGGAUGGUUUUACCACAGAUCAGAAUGCACGAGUGAUGGUUCUUGCUGCAACUAAUCGCCCAUCUGAGCUUGAUGAAGCAAUCCUUCGACGUCUUCCUCAGGCCUUUGAGAUUGGGUUCCCCGACCGCAAAGAGAGAGCAGAGAUUCUGAAGGUGAUUCUGAGGGGAGAGAGGGUGGAAGAUAACAUCGACUAUGACCGCAUUGCUAGUUUAUGUGAUGGUUACACUGGUUCAGAUCUUUUUGAGCUCUGUAAAAAAGCUGCCUACUUCCCUAUCCGUGACCUCCUUAAUGAUGAGAAAAGUGGAAAGCCUUCCGCGCAGGAGCCAAGGCCAUUAUCAGAAUUAGAUUUGGAGAAAGUUAUAGCUACGUCAAAAAAGACACAGGUUGCUGCAAAUGAAUACAACUCCUUACGUUCACAACUUGUUGGAUUGUCAAGGCAAACAGAUACAGAUGAUUAUCCAGUCCAAGCUGCUAUCAGCGAGCUCUCUAAGCUUGUGGUUUCUCAAAUUUUGAAUCUCCAGGCAGAGAACCAAGAUUCUUAACUGCCACUAGCAAUUGCCAUACAGUAUUAUGGACUGUAAGAUUUUGAUAGUAUCUUGGUUAUGCCGGGUGCCAGUAUGCUUUCUUUUCAAGCACCGUGCUGUUAUCUACCUUGUUAAAUUUACAACACUAGUAGUCAUUUUAUCAUUGCUUGAUGUUCACUGCAAAGGGUGAACUGUUGUAUGCUCAUCUAACGUGUCACAAGUAACCGAGCUAUACAUAGGCGGUUAAUCUUAUUUUUCACUUCAUUUUGGUGGUGCCAGGGACUUGCAUGCAUAUGUGGGGGAUUGAAUGGUUCUUUACGUCUCUGCUGUGUCCUGGAGAAUGUCGUAUUCAGGUUUUCUGCUAUUGUAUUAUACAGGGUAUUGAUUGACAGAUUUUAGUGUUGCUAGGUGAAGUGAAUGUUCAAGCUACAAUGUACAAUAUAUUAGGCUACCUAUUAUAGUCAGGUCUUGCAUCCUCUAUUAAAUGAAUGAUGUUGUAGCUCUACAGUCUA